Molecule: messenger RNA, 471 nt
Organism: Colletotrichum truncatum
Lineage: Eukaryota; Fungi; Ascomycota; Sordariomycetes; Glomerellales; Glomerellaceae
Source: RefSeq, a predicted model, not a curated record
AUGGGUAAAAACGACAAGAAACCUGCCGACAAGAAGGACGGGGGCAAGUCCGCCGGCGGCAAGAAAGGCGGAAAGGGUGAAAGUGAAGAGAAGGGCGGCAAGGUCAAGGGCGCACAGUCCAUCAACGUCCGACAUAUCCUGUGCGAGAAACAUGGCAAGAAGGAGGAGGCGUUAGCCAAGCUGAAAGACGGUGCCAAAUUUGAUGAGGUUGCAAGGGAGUUUUCUGAAGAUAAGGCCAGGCAAGGUAAGACCUCAGCUCAUCGGAUGACUCGCCGAGAACGGAAAGGGAGGGGUUCUGGAACUGAAAACCAUACAGGUGGCUCUCUGGGCUGGAAGACGAAAGGAAGUCUGGACCCCAAAUUUGAGGACGUUGCCUUCGGUCUCGCUACAAGUACGACAUCAAGCCCUGUCAUUGGAGAGGCAAAGUCGGAGUUUGGAUACCACAUUAUCAUGGUUGAGGGCAAGAAAUAG